GGGCUGGGCCACCUGCUGCAGCCUGGCAUGUGCAGUGCACCCAGGGGCUCGGCAGAGAGCACUCAGGGCUCCUGGAGCGCCAGGCGAGUCCACCCCCUUGGCAGAGACAGACAGCGCAGGUGCGGCAGGAGGCAGCCGCUGAUUUACAUCCUAUAGGUGGGGGGAAAACCCAGGAAGUGCAGCCGGGCACUAACCAAAUCUGGGCUAAGAAUAAACGUCCUGAGUAAUGAGUGGCCUGGGCCGGAGAAGGCAAGGUGGCCGCAGCCAGGAGGAGCCGACCCCACAGGGCCCGCGGCGGGGGGUGGCCAUGGAGCCCUGCCCGGAAGAGCAGUACUGGGACUCGCUGCUGAACACCUGCGUCUCCUGCAAACCCAUCUGCAGCAGCCAGAUUCCGCGCACCUGUGCGGCCUUCUGCAAGUCACUCAGUUGCCGCGAAGAGCAAGGCAGGUACUAUGACCUGCUCCUGAGGGACUGCAUCAGCUGUGCCUCCAUCUGCGGACGUCACCCCAAGCAGUGCACACACUACUGUGAGAAGACGCUGAGGAGCCAAGUGAGCCUCCUACCAGAGUUCAGGAGACAGCGGGCCGGAGAGGCCCCGACCCGAGCAGACACCCUGGGGAAGCACCAGGUGCCAGAGCACAGAGGCUUGGAUGCGGGUCCAGCAGUGCCUGCAGGGCUGAAGCUGAGCGCUGACCAGCUGGCCCUGGUCUACAGCACGCUGGGCCUAUGUCUCUGUGCCAUCGUCUGCUGCUUCCUGCUGGCCGUGACCUGCUUCCUCAAGAGGAGGGGGGUCCAGGUCUCCUUCCCGACCCGCCCAGGGCCGUGUCCCACGCAGGCCAAGGCCUCCAAGGAUGAUUGGAUGGAAGCCGGCCGCGUGGUAGGGACGCCUCCCGAGCCAGUGGAGACAUGUAGCUUCUGCUUCCCGGAGUGCAGGGCGCCCACCCAGGAGAGUGCAGGCGCGCCCCCGACACCCGUGUCCGAGCGCACAGGGAGGAGGGCGAGCCAGGAACAGAGUGCAGCCGGACAGCCCUGCGUGCGCGCUGCGAACGGCGGGAUCGAGGUGGUGUACACACCAGCGCAGGAAGGAGGCCUGGCCACGUGAACCUGGGGGAAUGGUCACCGUCACCUCAACGCACCUGCGGUAAAGGCACCGCCCCUGCUGGACUCAGCCCCGGGGCCCCUUGGCGGAAAUAAAACCUCCCACACUGCCCGCUC
This is a messenger RNA of Capra hircus (goat), 1215 nucleotides long. RefSeq names its product TNF receptor superfamily member 13B (gene TNFRSF13B). NCBI's taxonomy places the organism in Eukaryota, Metazoa, Chordata, Mammalia, Artiodactyla, Bovidae. The coding region runs from base 227 to 1102 and encodes 291 amino acids. The transcript is spliced from 6 exons. Gene Ontology annotation, cellular component: plasma membrane. The record is from RefSeq and is a predicted model, not a curated record. Gene Ontology annotation, molecular function: protein binding.